This is a messenger RNA of Cylindrotheca closterium, 1134 nucleotides long. The record is from the annotation of a GenBank genome assembly. Lineage: Eukaryota; Bacillariophyta; Bacillariophyceae; Bacillariales; Bacillariaceae.
AUGCAGAAUCGUAUCCUACUCAUCGCCCUAUUGGCACUCAGUUGUGUCUCUACUACCACUGGUAAUCAAAGAAAGAUUGUCCGUCUUGCCAAGUGCUUCAUGAGUGAUGGUGAUGGUGGCACUCGGUUCUUGGCUGGUCACAUUGCCAGCAAUGAUACUGACAGUAUGAUGACUGCUGAUACACUCACCUGUCUCGGUAACGUAAGUGCUUGCUUUGACGAAACUACCGUCGAGACUGUCAAGACCUGCAUCCAAGAUAACAACGACACGGACUCUAGAUUCUUGGCGGGACAUGUCAUGCCAGACGACAAUGGCGCUGGCUUUGGCAUGGGUGGCUUUCGUCCUCAAAUGGGCAGAGAUACGCGAGCCGGCAUUGCAAUGGGCUGUCUCCAAGACUCCAGCAAGGACUGCAUCAAGCAAGAAGUCCGUACCUUCAUCCAAGACAAGCUCCCGGCCUGUGUCAGGACCACCACAACUGCCCUCGGUGAAUGUUACAAGACCAACGCGGAAACUUGUGCUUCCACAUGCUCGGAAGCCGACAUCCCGGAUUCCAAUCCCUUUGCCGGGGUUGCUUCCACCAAUGUCAAGGCUUGCCAAGGAUUUCAAAAUCAGAUCAUGGAUCCAUCCUGUGAGAUUGUGGACUGCUGCCCACAGUGUGACACUGAGUUUAGUGACCUCAUGACUUGUGUCGGCCAAGAGCUUCUCAUGUUGCAGCCCGAACCAUGCGAGUUGAGCUGUCCUUCCGAAAGUACUCGCCGCCGUAAACUUAGUACUACUACUAGCAAGCAGCAGCAAUAUGCCAUGCGCAACCUCGCUGGACACUUGCCAACCGAACCCGAUGCUUCCACCGUCGUAGACGAGUGCGCUGUGUACUUGGAUACGGAAGAAGAAACCUUGAGUGCCGAUGCUGUGGCAGCCAAGCUUUUGGAUGGUGAAUUCAUUGGCUGCGUCGCCGAUGUUGCCAUUCUCGUGGCCGAAGAGCAAACCGCAUUCGCCAUGGCGCAGGAUGACAUGGGCAAUGGUGACGGAAACGAGAACACCACCGAUGGAUCUUCUGGCAACCGCGUACUGACCUCUUCCGUUAAUGGUCUCGUCGCUAUUGUUGUUGUUCUUGGACUUGUUGGCUUGAUGUAA